Dermochelys coriacea (leatherback sea turtle) is the source of this 6458-nucleotide messenger RNA. It is a transcript of the gene DNAJC18, whose product is annotated as DnaJ heat shock protein family (Hsp40) member C18. Gene Ontology annotation, cellular component: endoplasmic reticulum membrane. Gene Ontology annotation, biological process: cellular response to misfolded protein. The record is from RefSeq and is a predicted model, not a curated record. Gene Ontology annotation, molecular function: Hsp70 protein binding. Lineage: Eukaryota; Metazoa; Chordata; Testudines; Dermochelyidae. The transcript is spliced from 9 exons. Bases 121 to 1194 code for a protein of 357 amino acids.
UAAUGUAAUCCAGCGGCAGGACUACAAUACCCAGGGGGCCCCGCGCCACGCCCCCUCUGCCAGCGCCGCAGUGACGCCGGGUCCCUCACGUGUCCCGUCCCCCUCCUCCCCCUGAACAACAUGGCGGGGCUGGGCAGCGGGGAGCGCUGGGCCGAAGCCUUAAUUGAUGCACUCAGAAGGAAUGCGUGCCCAACAGAGGAAAACAGUGAGAGUUCUGACUUCUGUGCUUGCAGUGACUGUAUGAGAGGGAAGAAGGAGAAAUGCGACACUGAGAGGGGUCAAGCGGGCUCUGGAGAAGCUAGUAUGACUUACACAGAGGAGCAGUUGUAUGGGGUACAAAGAAUAAAGAAGUGUAGCAAUUAUUAUGAAAUUUUGGGAGUUGAGAGAGAGGCCAAUGAGGAGGAUUUGAAGAAAGCUUAUCGAAAACUGGCCCUUAAAUUUCACCCUGACAAAAACUGUGCUCCUGGAGCAACAGAAGCUUUUAAAGCAAUAGGCACUGCUUUUGCCGUUCUGAGCAACCCUGAAAAACGAUCGCGAUAUGAUCAAUUUGGGGAUGAGCAAGAGACUUUCAGCACUCCCCGGGCUAGGAACUAUGAUUAUUACAGGGAAUUUGAAGCAGACAUCACACCAGAAGAAAUAUUCAACAUGUUUUUUGGCGGGCACUUCCCUACAGGAAAUAUUCAUAUGUUUUCAAAUGUGACACCAGACACCCACUAUUAUCGGCGGCGACACCGAAAUGAGAGAGCCUGGAUGCGGGACAAAGAGGAGGACGAGAACAGGCCUCAGAAUACUUACUCUGCAUUUAUGCAGUUGCUGCCGGUUUUGGUGAUCAUAGUUGUGUCAGUUAUAACUCAGCUGAUGGCCACUAAUCCACCGUACAGCCUGUUCUACAAAUCGUCCAUAGGCCAUACCAUUCCUAGAGAAACACAAAACCUGCAGGUGCCUUAUUAUGUUGAUAAAAACUUCGAAAAUAGUUAUAAAGGAGCAGAACUUCAAGAGCUAGAGAAAACCGUUGAAAAGGAUUAUAUAGACUAUAUCCAGACCAGCUGCUGGAAGGAGAAACAACAAAAAUCCGACUUGUCGAAUUUGGCCAGAUUAUACAGAGAUGAGCGAUUAAAACAGAAAGCGGAGUCACUGAAACUUGAGCACUGUGAAAAGCUCUCCAAUCUUAUUGGACUACACAAGGGGGGCUGAGUAGGCCAGACAAAUCCUGGGUUAUUUAUUGCUGUUUUAACUUGUUUCUAUUUUCCUUUGUAUUUAUUAAAAAAAAGAAAGAAAGAGCCUAAUGUAGAGUUUUAAUAAUUGGUAACUUUGUAAUGUUCACCGAACUGGGCAACCCUGAGCCAUAGGGACAGUAUUUGCUCUAGUUAGAAUUCCAGUUAGAAUAUCAGGGUUGGAAGGGACCUCAGGAGGUCAUCUAGUCCAACCCCAUGCUCAAAGCAGGACAGCUCCCCAAUUUUUGCCCCAGAUCCCUAAGUGGCCCCCUCAAGGAUUGAACUCACAACCCUGGGUUUAGCAGGCCAAUGCUCAAACCACUGAGCUAUCCCUCCCCCAAUAUACUAAUAUACUGUAUAUCCUGGUUGGUUCCAAAAACCAAUGGUAUUCAAUGUAAAUUAACUCCCUAAAAUGUAGCUUAGUUUGGCACCAGUCUUCAUUUGAUAUAGUUUUUCUGCCACCCAAGCAACUUUGCUUCCCAGAAAAGUGUACAUAUUAUCUCAUAUACCCUGUAUUUUAUUUGGACGUAGACCACACUCAGUCAUUCAGGCGAUGUAGUUUUCAGUUAUAUGCUAGCAUUCCCAUAUUCAUCUGAAGCUGAUUUCCUUGCAUCCAAAAUGGCUUGUGAAAAAAAAAAUUGAGAGAGGGCAUACUCCCUGCUCCAUUCUACUUUCCAGUGCUUACCUCAGGUAUUCAUCAAAGCCUUGAUUCAGCUAAGCAUGUACUUAGGUCUCACUGAAGUCAAUGAGAUUUAAGCAUGUGCUUAAAAUUAAGCAUGUGUUAUGUGCUUUGCUGAAUUUAGAUCCAAACCUAUACUAUACUUUUAUAAUUAGUGAUGUAAUUAACUCAGAUUGCCAGUAGGAAUUUGGAAAUUGUUUAUUUCUGCAAUAGCAUAUCUCAGUUGCUAACAUUCAUUUCUGUGCAUGUGGGAUGCUUUCCUGGAGUCCCUGCUCUUGCCACAAUGUCUCAUUUGAACUCACCCAUUUAUCCUUUUCUCUCACGUGGAAAACUUGCAAUGAUAACAUUUCAUUGUGAAAAUUACAGCUAUUCUUUAGCUAAAUUUGAAGGAUGCCAGUGGAUCUAAUUAAGCAAAGAUGUAUCCCAUCUCUUUUGCAAUGAGCAGGAGAAGCUUUCCCCCAACUAACUAAGAAAACCAGCUCAAACUUUGAGAGUUUCAUUGUAAUCAGAAACUUAAAAGAGGUGAUAAUUUGUUAACUUUACAGUAGGAAAGGAAUCUGAGGUGGAUUCUUAUGACUGCCAAGCCACUGGAGAAGAGGAUGCAGCCAGAUACAUUGUUCUCGUGUAUUCUAUUCAGUGGCACAGUAUUUUUAUUUUUUAAGCUUAUUGUCUAGUUUAAUUUUUAUCUCCAAGCAUUCUCUUUCGUCUUGCUCCAACAGAGAUUCUCCAGGCAGUUUUUUGAUACAGUUCUUAUUUAACACAUUCUUGUUUUGAUGUGCAAUUGUCAUGCAUGUUUCACUCUAGGGAUUGGAUUUUUUUUUCUUUGUAAUACUAAUUUAUUACUCUCCUGUUUUAUAGUCCUCUUUUAUAAAAUCUGACAUUUAAUGGAAGGCAGAGGAAGAGAUGUACUCAUAAGAUGUACUCGUAUAUAAAGUCAUGAGUGGUGUGGAGAAAGUGAAUAAGGAAAAGUUGUUUACUUGUUCCCAUAAUAUAAGAACUAGGGGCCACCAAAUGAAAUUAAUGGGUAGCAGGUUUAAAACAAAUAAAAGGAAGUUCUUCUUCACUCAGUGCACAGUCAACCUGUGGAACUCCUUGCCUGAGGAGAUUGUGAAGGCUAGGACUAUAACAGGGUUUAAAAAAGAACAGGAUAAAUUCAUGGAGGUUAAGUCCAUUAAUGGCUAUUAGCCAGGAUGGGUAAGGAAUGGUGUCCCUAGCCUCUGAUUGUCAGAGGGUGAAGAUGGAUGGCAGGAGAGAGAUCACUUGAUCGUUACCUGUUAGGUUCACUCCCUCUGGGGCACCUGGCAUUGGCCACUGUCAGUAGAAGGGAUACUGGGCUGGAUGGACCCUUGGUCUAACCCAGUAUGGCCAUUCUUAUGCUCUUAUGUUAAGAGAACAAAAUGUUACUACAAAUAAUCAAGUUAAUGGGUGUGUUCCUCUAGUGCAGGGCAGCUACUGUGUACUGCAUUACCAUUAUAAUCUAGUUUAACUGGUUUAAGAACUGUAAGGCUGAUCCUCCAGUGGACUAGAUCUGAUGUAGAGGCUCUUAUUCCACACAACCACCCUGCAGCUAGUGUAGCAGAGAAAAGAAGGCAUGGCCAAGAUGAUUCUGCAACAUUUCAAUCCUCAGUUGCAUUUUGGCCCCUUGUAACUAUUUUAGUCUGCUGUAAAUUAGAGCAUCCUUUGAGCUGCUCGAACAGUACAAAGAGACCAGCCUGCAUGCAGCUGCAGGAGGAUCAAGGCUGUCCAAAGGUGGGUUUUAAACCACUUAUGCCUAUACCCUUAAUAGGACUCUGCAGCUUAGCUGCACCCCAGGUUCUGGACUGUUGUAUUUAAUCUUUGACUUGACUUAGCAGCAGAAGGGGUAGGCACUCAUCAUACUUUUUUCUUUUUCUGUCUACAAGUUUGUUGAACAGACUCUUCUAGAGGAUGAAAUUGCCUUUUUCCACGGACUAGGUACAUUACUUGCAGUGAUAGUGCAGGCUUCUCCAUGUUCAGCCCAGAUCUUGUUGAAAUAGUGACUCUUGUAAUGUGUUGACACUUUCCACUAAGAACUAAUCCAAUACUCCACUCACUUUUAAACUUCACAAUAGGUAAUGCAGGUAGCCACAGUUUCCUUUUUUUUUUAAUCUAGGAUAUCACAUACAAAAUACUACCUUAGAAUAACGUUAAGGUUGCAAAGUCAUGGGCUCCAAAAUUAAGAAAUGGCAGAAUUAAGGUUGCCCAUGCAGCUUUAGCGCAGCCUCUGCAUACAUUAUGUUGCAGUCUAUAAUUACAUGAUCACAUACUUUUUUUUUUUUUUCCACCGGACCGCUGCCUUGUUCAGUGUACAGGAUGCAGUGCUGAGGAAAAAUGAAUCAGGGUUGCAUAGAUACAGUUAUCUGUAAGACUGUUUAUUGUAGAAAUUGGAAGGUGUGUGGGGAAUGAAAUGAGAUUGAAGUAAGAGAAAGGAUAGUUUGGUAGUUAAGGUAACUGAAUUCCGCACUUGAAAAGUUGGAUUCUGUCCCUGCCUCUGCCAUAGAGUUUCUGUGUGGUGCUGGGCAAGUCACUUAAGCCGAACUUUUUUCACAGAUGGCCACUAAUUUGUUUGUCAUCUUGUGAGUGCCUGAUUUGAGACACCUGGGGACUGAUUUGCACAAGUGCUGAGCACUCACAACUGUAAAUGAAGUCUGUGUUUUGAACAUAUAAAAUGUUAUAAAAUACGAAGUUUUCUGAAAAAUCAGACUACAGGCACCUUGGACACUUUUGAAAGGAAUCUCUCUGCCUCAGCCCCCCAUAUGUGAAAUGGGAAUAAUACCCCCUUUUCUCUAAGGGUGUUGUGAAGAUAGAUUAAUGGUUGUGAAGCACUCAAAUACUAUAGUGAUGAGUUCUAUAGAAAACCCACAAAGAAAUUAAAUCUGUAUUUGGUGCAGGGCUUGGAUGGCAUGCAGUAUAAAUAAGGAUGGAUGCCACAGACUGCUCAAUGAGGAUAAAACAAAAUAUUGAGUAGCUGCUUAUUCAGCGAGCAACAUCCAUCCUGUGCUCUGAAUGAGGCAGGGAUCCUGCAGGGGGAAAAAAUAGUAUGUCAUCAUAUAAUUAAAGAUUGUAUCAUCGUGCAUGCUCACAAGGGUGCCAAAUUAACAUUUCACAGGCGACCUUAAUUCUGCUGUUUUCCUAAUCUGAGUGCUGUACUUGACUUUGUUUAUAAAGUUUUUUAAUAUAGCAUUGUAUAUGUAAUUUGAUAUAUGUCACAAUAGAUUUUAUGUGAACAGCAGGUCAGUGUUUUCACUGAGUUUAGUAUCCUCCAGUUAUUUCUAAUUUAUGCUCCCAGUACUAUCAAAAAUGUGGUAGGACAACUGAAUGCUAUGAUCUGGUUAGACAUAUAACAUGUACUGUAUAUAACUUGAAUACCUACAUAAUAUUUUGUAUUUACAGUAUAUUGCACCUUUCAUCCAACAAUCUUAAAGUGUUUUAUAGAGGCAGGACAUGAUCUACAAGAAGCACCAUCAUUUUAGGAGUCUUCUGUAGGACUUAAGAAGAGAACAUGAUUAAGUGGAAAACAAGACUGAAAAGUAAAGAGAUGUUUUAAAAAACAGUAAGAUGUUCUGUAUUCAGAAUCAUGGCCAGUCAUAUCAGAGAUUAAAAUCCUUCUCAGAGACUACUUCAAUGCCAGUAUUCUAGGGAAUGUGAGUAAAAACAAUUAGCAACAUAAAGUGUCUUGUUCUAAUGUUUGUCGCUACUUCUGUUUUUGCUAGGAAAUAGAUAAAAUAGAUCAAAUCUAGUCAAAUAUUUCUCAAGGUAACUAACUCAUUAAAUGAACUGCUUUCUUUAACCAGAAGGUAUUUACCAAAUUGUGAUCAACUUCUAUUUCCUGGUCUCUAAAUUAGAGAGUUUUUUCUGAGCAGCAAGUAGGGCGUGUUCAUUUUGAUUUAGGCUUCUAAUAUUUCCUGCCAUGAUAUAAAUGUGAGCUGUGUAAGGAUAUUUAUUACUUUUAAGAAGGUACUUGAAGCUUUGUAAGCCCCCUGGGCUGUUUCUCUGAGAAUUCCAAUAGAUUUGUGAAUAUGAUAUUUUUAGAAAUGAAGGAUUUCACAUUCUAAUUUAUGUACAUACGGUGGGUGAAAAGAUACUGAAUAUGAAAAGAGACAUGGUUGUGGAGUUUUGGGCUUUAUCAUGUGAAAUUGAUGAUGUGCAAUGGUUUCCACAAAGACUUGUAAUGAAAAAUUAAUCACUGUCCCACUGGUAGCCAUAACCCUGAGGCAGUGGUUCUUCAGUUUUCUUGUGAAGAUGGAACACUCUUGGCUAAGCAGCAGGAGCGGUGGGGAACAAGGCAGGGCAGCAUAGCGUUGCCACUUGAAAAGCCUAUGUUUUCUUCCAAGCAGAAAAAGCAAAGCAGUUUUUGAAGGCUGUCCUUGGAGAGUCUAGAUUACCUUUUCAGACCAAGCCAUUAACGCUGUCUUCCUAUCUAUGGUCUACUUGAAAGUCCCAAUCUCUCUCCCUCUUGCCAGCCCCCGAGACAACAUAAGAUAGUAAUACAGGAGGAUAAUUUUGUACGUAAAGAGGAUUACGAGGCUGUUGUGAAGAAGUUGGAG